Molecule: messenger RNA, 1644 nt
Organism: Suillus discolor
Lineage: Eukaryota; Fungi; Basidiomycota; Agaricomycetes; Boletales; Suillaceae
Exons: 2
Coding region: 1-1644 (547 amino acids)
Source: RefSeq, a predicted model, not a curated record
AUGGCCAUAGUAGCUCGAACUGUCGCGCCCACAAUAAAACUGGGAUCGUUUCCUGUCGUGCCCCGUUCGCAUAAUGUUACAACUAUGAACAAGCUCACCAGCAAAGAGCUUGAUCAUCUGAUCACUCAUGAAGAUCCAAAAGGAAUCGGGCUGGGUCAUUAUCUACCACUGAUCUUCAAAUCAUUCACUCAGCUAGACAAUGUUCCCCUUGCAAGUGAGCUGAAGAUUAAGUUGGGAAAGCUGCGGUGUAGCAAAGCAGCAAAGGUUCACUUUCAAAACUUCAAAGACGAUGACAUGGUGCCCUUGUAUGAUAUCAAUUCAAAAUGCUGGAAUUGGGACUUCCCUUCAUCAGGGAUCACUCCAGCAGGAGCCCAGGAGACAAAUGAGUUUUCCUUUGGUCUUUAUCUCAAUGUUGUCUCAGAGGCCUUAUCGAUCGCGAAUCCCAACCUCAAACAACUUACUCAAGCAUCGCGCGUUUGGUACUCAGAAUUUGCAACCCACGCAGUUCCAACUCAAGAUAUCCAACGGAAGCCUGACUUAGUUCUAUCCGACCAUGUCGUCCAGCUGGGCUGGAACAAUUUCAUGGUAUGCGCUGAACUCACGUUUAGCGCUUACCAGCCUGCUGCACGUGUUGGCAGUUCCAUGGACACCAAAGCUUACCUGUUGUUUCGUGGACAGCCAUGGCGCCGUUUUGUACUGCUAUUGUCCUUUUGUAAUCGAUACCGUGACCUUCACGUCCAUCUGUACGACCAUUCUGGGGGGCUGGUGUCCCCUGUGUUCAACAUCGACAACAAUCCAGAUAUGUAUUUGCAAAUACUCGCUGGGAUCGUGUUUGGAGGUCCCCAGUGUCUUGGUUACGAUUGUACCGUCGUAUUUUAUGUCACCCCUUCCAAACCUGCCAGCACUUCCCGUCGCACUGCCACGCCACACCAGGCCAUCAUGCACGACAUUUCCAAAGACAUCAGCUCGCUUGCACCUGGUAUUGCCGAAGAAAGUCACCCAUUCAGUAGCUCAAACGAUUCUGUCGCUGCCAGUGGAGGCAGCAAUUUUUCCGAAGAAGUGACACAUUAUGAUCCUCCCACCGACACGUCACAUGAGGGCACUCUGGUGGAAUUUUUUGAAGAUGGCCCGUUUCCUCUUUACGCCCUGUUUGCCUCUACUACAGGGGUACUUCAGCCAGAAAUUGUUCCGGAGCCAAACGAGGACAUCCCAACAGCGCUCUUCCCCCCUCCCCCCUCCAACAAGGACCCCAUUGGUAAAAUUCAUGUCAAGGAGAAGUUCUACAAUAUACUCCACACCUUGUUCUACAGUCGAGGUCUUACGGGCAGGGGAACUGUUUGUUAUUUGGUCGAGUUGGGGGGUGAGGAAUUCAUUAUCAAAGACCAUUGGGUGCAAGGACAGGAUGACACGGACAUCCUGAAUGAGGUGGAAAUGCUGAAGUGGAUGCAAGGUGUCCCUGGUGUCCCUCACCUCGAAGACUAUUGGAUUGUUGAGAGGGAGAAGGGAGUUCCAGAUACAACAGGUGACUUUCGCUUCAAGCAUAUCCAGAGCACAUCCCACGCAUUUCGCGCCCAUGUUCGCCUUGUUCUCAAACCAUGUGCCCGUCCAUUACAUCAAGUUCCUGAACUAAGAAAGAGCUGCUGA